AAACAAUAUGGCGUCAAUGUAAACAGGUGCUUACCAAGAAUAUAUUUCUUAGAACAUUAACGCCACAUAGAAAAAAUGGAUACAAGUAUCCGGUCGCUGUUGGUAGCUGCAGAGAAAACAGUUGGCCAGGAGAAAAACCCAGCUUUGCAGCAAGCUUACAGUCUUCUGAGAAAUGUUGCCGAAAGUAAGCCAUCAGUUGAUAGUCCUGAGGCCUUCAGUCCUGACCUAUACGUUCAGUGUGCGGAAAUAGCAUUCCAGAAUGGCCUUGUUGAGAUGACAAGGGAGUGCCUGAAGAUGUACUUCAUGAAGCCCCCACCUGGGAACCAGUUCCUGUGUCGGGCCUACCUUGUCCAGUCCCAGCUGCUAGCGCCAUCGGGAACCAACCCAGACCAGCUUGAGAAGGCUGUUAUAUAUCUGCUCAAAGCAAUCUCAUUUGCAAAGGAAAAUCCAAGAUACCAUUUUUUAGUGUACAACGCAUCAGUAAUCUACUGGCAGUUUUCCCGACCGUUCCUGAAGCCAAACUUUAAACAGUAUCUGGCGCGUAGUCUUCAUGCUGUUGUCAAGGCCCUGGACGAUAUUGAUGAUAAAGACUAUGAGUGGCGAGCACAGCUGAUGAUAGCUCUGAUAGAAUGCCAACUUGACGCGGGUCGAAAGAGCGAAGCCUCAAGCAUCGCAGCAGCAUCUACAUCUUUCAUCAAGAACAAUGUUCCACAAUUAUUUAAACAAGUUUUUGGACUCAUAAUCCGUAAUCAGCUGAUUGACACAACCAAGCUGCACAAAGACAUCAAAAGUUCUCCCGAACUUGGCAUCUACUACCAGAUAUGUAAACUAAAAGUGUCCCUUGAAAACAACGAACCUCGAGAGUACCACGAGGAGAUUGCUCGUCUCCUAAAUACGAUGGGCGUAGCUCGUACAGAUUCCAGAAAGAAAAAAGGCAUGGCGUCGGCUGGAUCUGGAACAGAGCCAGACAGCUCUCUUGGCUCAUUAUCACGAGAAGUCAGUGAGAUGUCACUUCCCGACUCAGCAAAGGGUAGAAUGGGAAAAUUGAAGAACAGUGAUUUACGAAGGGCGCUUAUAUCAGAGCGUACUAGUGAAUCACUGAAAUCUCCAUCAUCAACGAGAGACGUGAAUUCACCUCGAAACUCUCGCACACCCUCGCGCAGUCCAACAAAAGGCACUGGGCGCCGCACACCUACCCCGCUCUCAACAAAGAAGAUUUCUCAAGACAGCGAGGAAAUGCCAUAUCUUCUCCUGGAGUUAGGGCGGCUGAGUCUGGAACUGGACUUUCCAGACUUGGCACACGACUGUGCAGCUCACAUGGCCACAUGCAACAUCAAGGAGCAGGGAUUUUUCCUGCAGUUGGAGUUUUUACAGUGCGACAUUACUGUGAAACAGCUUGCUGGGAAACAAGAAUCUCUCCAUAAACAAGUGGUUGAUACAAGGCUUCAGGCCAUGAAGCGUUGCAGCGAGGCCAUAACAAAUGCUGUGCGCCUUGCGGACCCAAAUGUUAUACAGGCUGGAUGCGUCACUCAGUGGAAUCUAUGUCUCCCCCUGCUUCAGCCAAACCUUCGACACCACGUGCGGCGUCCGCUCACACAGGUUGCAGAGGCACUGGAGGAUAUACAGAGCCUGCUGGUUGAGUUGCGUUGCCAGGUGCACACUGAGCUCGCACGCUGUGAAGAAGAUGAGGAACAGAUACAGGUCGCCAUGACCCAUAUUCGCAAGGCUCUCUCAUUGGAUGAUGGUCGAGUGUAUACGGAGCGUCUUGAGGUUAUGUUACAUCGUCUUGAGCUGCGGUCAUCACUUUACAAUACUCCUGAGAGACCAGAGGACAUUGCUGGCAUGAUAAUUGAACAGGCUCGGAAGGCCAACUCUGGUACAAUGCGUAUGAAGCGAUCACUAUUGGUCAAGGCAGGAGAAGCGUUGGCCCCCGACGCCUUUGCCCUUGUUCUGGAUAGUGAAAGCAGCACAAAAGAUGUGAGUGGAGGGAAAGCCCCUAUGACUCAGAUUAAGAAGUUGGCCAACAAGGCUCGUCAGUUUACGAAGUGUGUCCGGAAGGCAGCGGGGCAUCUUAGUCGAUUGGGCAGCGAAAAUGACAGAGAAAGAGCCGCAUUGUGGGGCGACCUCGCAAAGACAGCUCGUAAACAGGAAGUCUGGGAUGUGUGUCGGGUCGCCGCCCGAUUUUGUCUCCUUUACGAUGACAGCAGGUGGAAGAUAGAAGUUGUAGAGAAAAUAGACACGCCAAAGCCAGAGAGAACCCGCACACAAGACCUUUCAGCUGAGGGCACCCAAUCUAGCUUAGAUAAACGUGGUCCAGAUGGUACUGGGGGAGACGGGAGUCGACCAUCAUCCCCCGGGCCACAGACAACCUUGUAUGAUCGCGACCUCCUGAGGAUGCUGGCCGAGGUCAACUUCAUACAAGGCGAGGCGAUGGUGCACUUGUUGAGAACGGAGGGUGUCCAACUUAAUGACCAACCAAUCCCGCCCGUGGACAGGAGCAAACACCCAAAAGGUUACAUAGCCAAGAAACCAGAGGAAGACCCAGACUGGAUUGAAUACUGUGACUGGAUAAAAUCCUUAUCCGAGAGCACUACAGGAAGUUUCCUACGAGGCCUGGCACUGGGCGUGGAACUCACGGAGGCGUGGCUUGUAUGUUGUAGCGCCACAUAUAUCUGGAACUACAAUAAUCAUGUGUUGACACAGCUCAGACAUCGGGAGGUUAUGGAGACACUUACAACAGUGUUUGAUGGUCUGAAGAAAGUGGGUCAUGCAAAUGAAACAAGCUCCCUUGUCAACAUAUGUAAUGCCCUGGCAUACGCCCUGAUGAAGCCAUGGUUCCCGACCCCUUCCAAGGACCCAACGCCCCCUGCCACCCCGGGAUUGGAGUCGCCUACCCUCAAGAAAGGCAAAGAUAAGGCACAGAAGAGUAAAACCAACACGGCGACUGUGGCUAUUUCCCAGGAUGCCAUGCCAGACCUAAAGAAAGCUAUUGAGGUACUUGAAUACGUGUUAGAGGUCACAGGUGGGGGUAAUCAGAAAGAUGUAGUGCCGAUUCUUGUUCGUAUGCCGAUACUGCAGACAUGGGUUGCAGCUAAACAGCUCGCACAGCAGCAAAUAUCCAAGAACCUUGGAGUGGAAGAGGAGCCUUUCACUGAAGGUCAGAAGCCAAUGUCAAGGUCAAUUGUUGCCGUGGAGAUGCUCAAGCUCAACAAAAAUGGGAUUAUGGAGUUCAAAGAAGCCCCGCCUAUUGCAGAGGUUGCUACAAUGGUUGAGGAGUGCCGAUGGUCAGAGAAGUUUGUAGAACUCCAGCUAUGGACCCAGCUAACGUUCUUGGCUUAUGAUCAACACAUGCACAACCUCGUGUUGCGAUGUAGUGCCAAGGCUUUACGCUUUGCUGCCUCCGGGACUCAGCCAAAGACCAGAAAAAUUGAUGGUCACAUGCAGAUGGUCGAGAAUGAGAUGUUGAGUUUCUCGAGUGGUCUGUUGGGACAGAGUCUUGUGGACAAUAUGGGCGGGAAGAAUGCCAUCAGACGUGAGGCGCUGUCUGCAUUCCUAAAUAGUGCUAGGUUUGCAAUGAAGGCAGACAAUUACGAACUUGUCAUGACAGCUGCUCGUCACUACUGGAAUGCGUGUUGUCCACUCGUCAGUCAGCCAAUCGAGCGGGAAUUGCUUCGUGAGCCAGUCAGAAUUAUUCUACAAUGUAUCACUGAAACCGCAGAUAGUAAGAAAAAGGAGGAGAAAACAGAGAAUGAAGAUGGGCAAAGCGUGGAAGCUGAAAUUGGUGAGACAAAAUCUGACAGUGGUCGAUCAGCGGGUGGAAUCGGCGCGGUAGAAGAUGACUUAACAUUACGAGCAGCUCUUUACGGUGUACUCUUCCAAUCAUACGCAGAUAAGGGACAAUGGGAGGCUGGAUUGCUGGCAAUGGACCAGGCGAUUACAGACAUGCCGAGGACUAAACACCGCCUCCUGAUAUUUAAGCACCGUGUGAUGACUAAGGCCAGACUGGGAAGAAGUGUUGCCAUGGAUAUUCAGAAGUUCAAGCAUGAGCUGCGAAAGCUGGAACCUGUUAGGUCUAGACGACGCAAGGAUGAGAGUGAGGAUUACGUUGCUCACAUGUGGCGACGUGUUGCCCUCAUGUCCAAAGAAACGUCGGAGCAGCUUCUUUCAUACCAGAACGCCAUUGAGGCCCUCUCUAGUGAAAGUACAACCUGGCUUAAAGUGGACCUUCUUCAAGAGUUUGCCCAGUGGCUGUGUGUGCGAGACUUUCCCGUCGAGGAUGCGGUCGAUCAGCUCCAGUGGGCGAUCGAUAUAAUGAUCAACAUGCAGGCUGAGAUCGACGCCAAAAAACAGGAAGCCGCAGAAGAAGAGCUGAGGGCUGCGGCAGAAGCUGCAGAGGCGAAGAAAGCGUCUAAAGGAGGAGUGAAGGGAAAGAAGGGAGCCCCACCCCCGAAGGUGAAGCCCCCAUCCCCAAAGAAAGUUGAGAGAGUAGAAGAGAAGAAGAAAGAGGAAGGGGACAUGAAGGAGGAAGAUAUUAUUCCGGUCACACGUGAAGCUGUUAUAGGUGUUGAGCCAGCAAAUCCUCAGCUUAAGGUGGAAGAAAUAACGGAUCUACGAAUACUUGAUGGGUUGGUCCGGUCACAUGUCCUGAUGGCAGAAAUUGUGGGCCGAUCUUCACCAAUCUAUAGUGACUGUCUCAUCAUGGCAUACACAUACAUAAUGAGGAUAUGGCAGGUGACAGUUGCUGUGUCUGGCCCCACAAUGAAGGAAAUCCUGAAGAAUCCUCCACCACCGCCACAGGAGAGUGGAAAGGGGUCGGCAAAGAAAAAACCUGACAAAGGGGCUGAGAAGGCGCCACCGGUGAAGGAGAAGCCGAAACGGAAGGGGCCACUAGAUGUGUUGCCCCAUAACCUGGAUGAAUGGGCGGUGUAUGAUGUGCCAGAUGAGGUUCUAGAGGCCUUUAAACAUGACAUGAUGGUGGAGACUGGGAUCAAUGCCAAAACAUUUGUUAAACCGAUGUUGACACUUCACUACAUGGACUCACUGAUAAGCCAACUUCGGCUAAUUGGUUAUACUCACAUGACCCUUCCCAUUCUUGCCCUCCAAGACGUCCUGUCACGCAACCUGCUUCGAAAUGACUCGCUCAGAUUUCUCGUACACGCUCGUGCAACUGAGGUCUGUCUAGAGUUAAAUCUCAUGCAGGGUUACGCGUUUCACCAAAAGGCGUGUGGACCAAUCGCGCUGAAUGAACUUGACUUAGCAAAGUCACGUGACGAGAUUGCCCUUUGGCGGGAGAAACAGUCACAGGUUGCUAAGGAAGAAGCUCGUGUACGUGAGCAGAUGGCACAGCUUGCCGCUCAGGAUAAACAAUCAACGCGAGCCUCGUAUGUUUCACGCCGAACGGAUCAGACUACCGAUGAUUCGUCCACGCCGAUUGAUUCUCAUCUUGGCAAGGUUCUGGGAGCUGUACAGUUCCAAGAUAUCUGGACAGAAACUGCAGAUGUUCUCAUGAGACAGGGUCACUACCAGACAGCCCGAGAGUUUCUCUGGGAAGCCCAUGAUGUGGGAGUGUCUCUCAGUGAUGCGCCCCUCCAAGCUCGGGCUCUGUUUCUUUUAGGGAAACUUUCCUUGGAGGAAGCCCAGCAUGGGCAGGCCAUCAACUUCUGUAUACGGGCACAGGCGCUACACCAUGGUGAUGAAACAUACUGGUACGAGACAACGAUGCUCAUGGUUGAUGCUGCACUACAAGAUUACGAGAGUCGCAAACGGCAAGGAGUGGCACGUGGCAUCCUGGUUCAUGCUCUCAACCAGUUUAUGCGCAUCAAGGAUGAGCGACCAAACAGGACAGGAGUGCUUGGUUACAUCACCGCAAUGCUUGCUGCUAAGCUUGCUGGAGUACAGUGGGGGAUCAUUCUAGAAGACCAUCCAGAUAUCAACAACCCCUCCAUUAUGAAAAUGGUUCAUGAAAUCUGCGAGAAAUAUGAUGAGUGUAUCGGCUCUCUUGUUCGGCUGGGUUAUAGACAAGAGGCGUUACCAUUGAUGCGUGAACAUGCAGCUAUUCUCACACGUAUGGCACGUGAUUCUUUGGAACCUGAGAUUCGACACACUUAUUAUCUUCAGGCAGCCAUAGUUCUAAGGGAUGCGGUAUCUGCUGCUGACCAGGUUCUACAGGAUGUACAGACACUCACCUCCCUACAAGAGACACGUGGCAUGUCACUUCCUGUACAACGUGAGGCGGGAGAUAUUAAGAUUGCGUGCGGGGAACUUCUACUGGAGAUAUUCCGCGUUCAUGCCCGUGAAACCAGUGCGCUACAGCUCGAGGACCAGCGUAAAGGCUCCGUGCUCAAGAUGGUGGAAGACUUUAUCCGCGCCACACCAGAUUAUACCCACAUGGAGCGAGAAUGGGUCGAUACAGUGAAGGUGGUGUUGGAGGAAGCAGUGUCCAGGUUCCUGGAUGCCCAUUCCACAGCGGGCGCGGGUGUACCCAGGCUUCGAUGUCGGGCCCUCUGCGGGCUUGGCCAGUGUCUGCGAGCUCUGUCACUUCACACGAGUCCAGACCCUCCAACACAUUGGCUUGUCAAUGAUGUGGAACUUGCAAAGUUAUCCAGCAUUGCUGAGGAAAAUGAGGGUGGAGAAGAAGAAGAGCUGGACCCUCAUUCCCGACAGUUCCUCAAAUACGCCCAACAGAUACGUAACAUCAAGGCCAGUAACAAAGUGUCACACAAGUAUCUAGUGCAGGCAACUGAGAGUCUUUUACAAACUCUGGUCCUUGCCCUAAACAAGAAGUAUACGGACCUGGCCGGAGUUGCUACCCUUGAAUUAGUGGAAUGUUUUGGCCAGUAUGACCCAGCAAUAGCCAGCCAGUUCCUUGCUCUUCAUCAGAGCUGCGUGACCUCUACACGUCUUGUUGACCUGUUGUCCUCUGCCCAGCUUGACCCAACUCAGUCACGCCUGGCUGCACUUCUCCGACAGAGGGCUAACUUCCUGUCGCGGGAGAUUUCUUCGAACUCUCUCGCAAGUGAAGCGUACCAGUCGGUGCAAGCAGCUCUUGAGAACGAUUGGCAGGCCUGGAAGAAACAGGAAGUUUCCACAACCCACAUGGACCUGCUCAAAGAUCUCCCAUCAAACUUUAACUUCCUAGUGCUACAACACUCGCCUGACAAGUCUUUCCUGUAUGGAGCCCUAAUGGAGAAGUCCAAAAGCUCUGUUGGGGGUGGGGACAAAAAGCCUGCCGGGAAACAGACUGCCCCAGUGUCUUCAGCAUACAGCCCUGCCCAGAGUCGAGCUAAAGUGUUCGGAAUGGAGACGACUCGCGAUGUCUUAGAAGCCCUGCAGGAGAAAUGUAAAAACCACCGCCACAAUGUACAACAGCUUCUCGUCAAACAAGAGUCCCGAAGAUCACAGGUUGCCUUGAGGGAUAAAAUGCUCGCGAACCUUGAUGACAGUCUUCAAGGACAAAAACCAAAGAAAAAACGUAAUGUGCGUGAUGUAGAUGUGCCAGGAGUUAUUGAGGAAGGGGAGAGAGAGGAGCGCCAACUUCAGGAUGAGUUUAGAGACUUGGUUGCCUCCCUUGAAUCUUACCUUAAACCAAUCACACAGCAGCUGGAGGGAGUUCUUGUCCCGCCAAUUGGCAGCCCAUCAACCAGUACAACAGAGAAGCCUGGCCGUGAGCCCAAGGAGCCCCCACCCCCUCCACAGGAGUACGUCAUUAUCCUGGCUGACUCAGAUCUACUCCAGCUCCCCUUGGAGGCCUUGCGUGUGUUCCAGGCGGACCCAAUUGUGUCCCUCUCACGUGAUUUCUCACUCCAGAUGUUCCAUCAUCGCUACUUCCAGGACCAACCUCCAAGUGAGGGUGGUCAAGCUGUGAGCAACAAAAAAGGGGAACCCCCUAAAAGUGCCCCUAAAUCUGCAGGCAAAGGGGGUCAUGCACAUCCAACUGAAGAUGCCGCAGCAGCUGCUAAAAAAGCAAAGGCCAAGACUGGAGACAAUCCCUUAUCACGUAUUCCGGGCAUGCGUGACGCCAGCAAAAAAAUGGCAAAGAUCGUCCCAUUGAACAGACCCAUCAAUGCUUGGUGCAUUCCUGUGGACACAAUGAAUUUUAGAUUCAUUGUCGAUCCACAUCUCGAUUGUGCGGAGACGGAGGAAAAUAAACCAAUUGAAGUGUUUAACAAGGUGCUGGAAACGUACGAACAGCAGUUUACUCCCCGCUGGCUUGGAGUUAUGGGCAAUGAACAUGCACCGAGUGUUGGUGAAUGGGAGGUGUACUUAGUGGAGAACAGCGCAUUCAUCUUCUACGGAAUGGAGAGUUUCCUGUCCUACAUCUCUCCAGCUAAACUUUCUGCCCUCAACAUCCCAGACUGUAUGAUAGUGUGCUCCCUUGACAUGGCUCAAACAACAAACAGUUUCGCUCGUCAGUCAAAAACAGAUGUUCUCAAAAGUGCAAAGAUGUUGGCCCUUGAGAAACCAGUUGAGACAGCAAUGUUGACCUCUCUGGCUGGGAUCAAGUGUUACCUUGGUAACCAAUGGCACUGCACACUCGCUGAGAAUGCUUCCAAACUCAACACAAGCAUGAAAGACUUGCUUGAAGGAGGUCUAUCAACGGGAGAGAGUGUUCGCCUGAUGUGUGUUCCCAACCGUCGCAAGGUUCCAGAGGCAGAGGAGAGCGCAGAUGAAACCAAGAAUACCUCCCCACAGCCCAACACUGACGACUCUGCCACCGAGGGAUCAGCUGCAGAGAGCUCCAUACUUAGCGAGAAAAACGCGUCAAUCGACCAGCAUGAGACUGAACCGCAUAGGUCCUGGUUUAACCUUGUUUGUUACGGUCUUCCAAACCUGGUCGUAACUCAGACAUAAACACUUAAGAGAUUGCUGUGAUAUAGAAACAGGAAACAAUUGUGAUGUUUGUUAAGCUCAUUUUGACUGAAAUAUAUGUCAACAAGCUUGAAUCUAACUAUCACAGAUACCAGUAUUACCUUUUAGAAAUGGAAAAGAAAGCUGUGGUGUUUCUGUUUUGAGAUUAAUCCUGUCUCAAGUAUACAGUAAAAUUGUUGAAUGUGAUAGUUCUUUAUGAAACAGUGCUAUUUUAUAAAAUGGAUUUUGUUUGACUCAAAAUUAUGGAAACAAUGUUAACUGUGAUAGCUUUAAAUGGAACAAAGUAACUUCACUUGACUAUGAAUCUCAACUGUUCCGAAAAUGAUGAUAAACUUUUCGAUAAAUUAACUGCAUAAUAAUGAAUGUUUGAAAACAUCAAUUAAAUUCAGGUGUUGGUCUUCAAAGUUUGUGAUAUACUUAAAAGGAUUUCCAGUUGGUAAGAAGUCCGAACAUAGCAUUGUGUUUUAUACUAAAGUCUGUGAUAUUUUGAGAAAUGAUUUUUUUUGUUAUACUGAAGGGACUUUUCACAAAUUUGAUGUUUGCAAAUAUUUUUUUCAAAUGUUAUUGAAAUUCUAAGAAUUGUUUUUAUCCUUUUUAUAAAUAAACAGCAACUGACAGAUACCGAUACUGUUGUGAACAGAAUUUUGUAAAAUUAAGCCUGAAAUAAUGUUUAAAAGCAUUUAACAAUGCUUUUAGGCAAAAUGAAGAAUUUCUGUCACAUUUUCAAAUAGAUUGAAAAAAUAUAUCUUACUUGAUCUUCUGAUGAUGUAUGGUCAUUGUUACAAGUAGUUCUUGAACACUUCACAAGAAAUUAACUAGUUUGAUGUCCGACCCACAAAACAUGAGAGUCCCUUUUACAUCUGAUUGUUCUUGAUAGUUUUGUUUUUAACUUAUAAUAGACUAUUUAUAUAAAUUUAAUAUUUAUUUUAAACAUAUAAUUGAGUUUAUUUGUCCGUUGUCAAAUAACAGGAAGUUUAAAAGACAAAUUAAAGAAAUUAAAACUUUUUCCAUU
Mya arenaria is the source of this 9880-nucleotide messenger RNA. RefSeq names its product cilia- and flagella-associated protein 46-like. Gene Ontology annotation, molecular function: protein binding. Bases 76 to 8850 code for a protein of 2924 amino acids. The transcript is spliced from 65 exons. The record is from RefSeq and is a predicted model, not a curated record. NCBI's taxonomy places the organism in Eukaryota, Metazoa, Mollusca, Bivalvia, Myida, Myidae. Gene Ontology annotation, biological process: cilium movement involved in cell motility; axoneme assembly.